Messenger RNA from Gadus macrocephalus (Pacific cod), 2597 nucleotides. RefSeq names its product sodium-dependent neutral amino acid transporter B(0)AT3-like. The transcript is spliced from 12 exons. The record is from RefSeq and is a predicted model, not a curated record. Gene Ontology annotation, cellular component: plasma membrane. Gene Ontology annotation, biological process: sodium ion transmembrane transport. Bases 24 to 1859 code for a protein of 611 amino acids. Lineage: Eukaryota; Metazoa; Chordata; Actinopteri; Gadiformes; Gadidae.
UUUUGAAAACCUGUCAUCACAACAUGGGAAAAACAGUGGAUGGGAUAAAGGAGAGACCUAAAUGGGACAACAAAAUCCAGUAUCUCCUGUCCUGCAUUGGCUUUGCGGUUGGACUUGGGAAUGUAUGGCGUUUUCCCUAUCUGUGCCAAAUCUAUGGUGGUGGUGCAUUCCUCAUCCCCUACCUGAUAGCCUUGGUAUUUGAGGGCCUUCCACUGCUUUACCUGGAGCUGGCCAUCGGACAGAGGUUCCGCAUUUCUGCCAUCGGUGUCUGGACCUCCAUCUCCCCCUUCCUGGGUGGAGUCGGCAUAGCCAGCAUGGCGGUGUCGUUCCUGACAAACCUGUACUACAAUACCAUCCUGGCCUGGGUGCUCUGGUACUUCUUCCACUCUUUCCAGGAACCCCUGCCCUGGAGUCAGUGCCCACUUGUUGACAACUUUACAGCCUUCAACAAGGAAUGUUUGGACAGCACGCCGGUUAACUACUUCUGGUACCGCCAGACCCUGAACAUAACCCCGGACAUCGAGACCAGCGGCUCUCUGCAGUGGACGCUGGUCAUCUGCUUGGCCACCGCCUGGUGUGUGAUUUAUAUCUGCUUCAUCAGGGGCAUCGAGACCAUGGGAAAGGCAGUAUAUGUGACAGCUACCUUCCCCUACCUGGUGCUGACUAUAUUCCUGAUACAAAGCCUCACUCUGCCUGGAUCCACUGAUGGCCUGAUAUACUUCUUCACUCCUGAUUGGAACGUGCUGAAGAAUCCCCGGGUGUGGCUGGAAGCCGCCACUCAAAUCUUUUUCUCACUCUCAUUGGCUUUCGGAGGUCUCAUCGCCUUCUCCAGUUACAAUCCUGAGAAGAAUAACUGUGAGCGAGAUGCUGUUCUGGUGGGUGUGAUCAACUGUAUUACAUCUAUUUAUGCAGCCAUUCCCAUCUUCUCCAUUCUGGGCUUCAAGGCCACCAACAAUUACAACUCCUGUCGCAUGAGCAACAUCUUAUCUCUGACCAACCACUUGGUGAUUGGAGACCAGAACAUGACACUGGCCAACUACGAACAGAUGAUUGAAUAUCUGAACAGCACACGGCCAAAUGAGGUUGCAGAGGUGAAACUGAGGUCCUGCGACCUUCAAAAGUUCCUUGACCAGAGUGCGUCUGGUUCCGGCCUGGCGUUCAUUGUGUUCACCGAAGCGGUGAUAAAUAUGCCGGGCUCUCAGGUCUGGGCCGUGCUGUUCUUUGUCAUGCUCUUCAGCCUGGGCCUGUCCUCCACGUUUGGAAACAUAGAGGGCAUUCUUACCCCUAUUCGGGACCUAAAACUGGUGCCAACGUGGAUCCCCAGUGAGCUGGUCACAGCUGGUGUUUGCCUUAUCUCCUUCCUGGUGGCCCUGGUGUUCACCCUGGGCUCAGGGAACUACUGGCUGGAGAUCUUCAACACCUACGUGGGCUCAGUGCCACUGCUCAUCAUCGCCUUCUGCGAGCUGAUCGGAGUCAUCUAUUUCUACGGGAUGCAAAAGUUUAGUGACGACAUCCUCUUCAUGACUGGGAAAAGACCCAACAUCUUCUGGAGGGUUUGCUGGAGGUUUAUCAGUCCACUGUACCUGCUGGCGGUGUUUCUGGCCUAUGUGGUUAUUCAGGCCCAGCAGCACCCACAGUAUCCUGCAUGGAACCCUGACUAUGUCCAUUUCCCAGAGACAGAAGCAAAGGAUUACCCAGGAUGGGUGUUUUCCAUUAUAGUCAUCCUCUCUGUGUUGCCGGUGAUCUCCAUCCCCCUGGUUGCCUUUUACAGACUGAUUUGCUGUGGACUUGACAGGAAGUCUACCAAGUGCAGUGGCACCAAUCCCUACAUCAACAGUGGUUAUGAGAUAGAAACAUAAAAACGGUAGCCUACCGACUUUGAACGACUGGAAAUGGGUGUCUGGACGUGGCCGAUUAGCAUGGCUUCUGUUGAUGUGGACGAUGACAAUUUUUGGCUGUUGUAGUUAAAUCACAUUUUCAACUGUGAUCGGCCUAUAUUAUGCUUUCUAAUUAGAGAUGGCAUAGUAAUAAAGAUAACCGUCUGUGCAUAAUAAUAUAUCAUCUCGACAACAUAUGGGUUUAUGUUGUGUUUAUUUUGACUACAUUUUCUUGCAGCGAUUGGAAAAAAGCAGACAGGAUUAAUAGUAAUUUAACAGUAUGCCUUUAUUAUGGAUUAUAUAAUAACAUUUGUGUAUGUAUUUUGGAUAAAGAUCAUCCGUUUUUUUUUUUUAAAAGAAAACACCCUUGAUAUGAUGACGUAGCAGGGUUACUGAAUACCAUUGAUGAUAGAAAUAUAAGCAAGCUAGUUUAACCAAAAAAGGCCAACACACAUUUCCUGGAAAAUCCUGAAUCUAAAGCCAACAAAAACAAAAGGUGUCUGAAUCGGUGUGGUUCAACAGGAAACACCCAUAAACUAGUCACAUUUCUAUGAAAUUUGGCAGUUUUUUAUAAAAAAAAUAUCUUAUGAAAGUACAAAAGUACAAUUGGCUAAAUGAAGGCUACUUAUUAUGGUUUUGUGGUAUCUGUUAUGUAGAACAAUGUUCCCGGUGUUUCUUUCAUAACCCUCGCUCAGCCCUGGAACUCACACCAUUAUCUGA